This is a messenger RNA of Solanum dulcamara, 6626 nucleotides long. Its product is annotated as regulatory-associated protein of TOR 1-like. Bases 253 to 3873 code for a protein of 1206 amino acids. The record is from RefSeq and is a predicted model, not a curated record. NCBI's taxonomy places the organism in Eukaryota, Viridiplantae, Streptophyta, Magnoliopsida, Solanales, Solanaceae. Gene Ontology annotation, cellular component: TORC1 complex; cytoplasm. The transcript has 22 exons. Gene Ontology annotation, molecular function: protein binding; protein-macromolecule adaptor activity. Gene Ontology annotation, biological process: positive regulation of protein serine/threonine kinase activity; cellular response to starvation; positive regulation of cell growth.
CCUCUCUUACUCCGCCAUCCUACCUGUACAUGGCGUCCCCUUCCAGUGCACUUUCCUUCUAGGAUUUUUAGCAGAACGACUUUGAGCUUUACAGUGAAUCUCAAUCUCCCAUCGUCUCUGGUUCUCCGCUUUUGUUGAUUGAUCUCAACAAUCGUAUCUCACUUCACCACAAACAUCUCCCAUUGUGUUCUAACUCGUUUUUGAGUUGCUGUUCAAAAUUAAUUUGAUUAGUGAUCAAGGUUAGACAAUUCAAUGGCAUUGGGUGAUUUGACAACUUCUCAGUCAUUAGCUGUUGUGGAGGACGCUGCGGAUCAUGAAGAUGAUGGUAGGAUUAACAAUAGUACCUAUGGUGCUGUUGUUGUGGCUGACAAUGUGACGAUGAUGAAGACAAAAGAGACAAGUAUGGCUUAUGUGCCGCAAUUUAUAUUGUUUCGUGAGCUCCGGCAUGAUGAGUUUGAGGCGUAUGUUCCUUCUGGACCGGCUAAUACUGGUUUGGUCUCUAAGUGGCGGGUUAAGGACCGGAUGAAGACGGGAUGUGUUGCCCUUGUUUUGUGUUUGAAUAUCAGCGUUGAUCCACCUGAUGCAAUAAGGAUAUCUCCUUGUGCUCGAAUGCAGUGUUGGAUUGAUCCGCUUUCUAUGCCACCUCAAAGAGCCCUUGAAACAAUUGGGAGAACAUUGCACCAACAAUAUGAGAGGUGGCAACCUAAGGCACGCUGCAAGAUCUCCUUGGAUCCUACUGUCGAUGAAAUUAAGAAACUUUGCACAACUUGUCGAAAGUAUGCCAAGUCCGAACGAGUUCUUUUCCAUUACAAUGGACAUGGUGUACCAAAACCAUCACCCAAGGAUGAAAUUUGGCUAUUUAAUAAGAGUUAUACGCAGUAUAUCCCAUUGCCUAUCAGUGACCUGGACUCUUGGUUAAAGACACCCUCAAUCUAUGUGUUUGACUGCUCAGCCGCUGGGAUGAUCGUUAAUGCCUUUAUGCAGCUCCAAGACUUAACUGCCUCUACCUCCGGACCUUCUACAAGAGAUUGUAUUCUGCUUGCUGCCUGUGAAGCACAUGAGACACUUCCUCAGAGUGCUGAAUUUCCUGCUGAUGUUUUCACUUCCUGCCUCACUACGCCAAUCAAAAUGGCAUUGAGAUGGUUUUGCACGCGAUCGUUAUUUUGUGAGUCAUUUGAUUAUGCUCUGAUAGAUAGAAUUCCGGGCCGCCAAACAGAUCGGAAGACACCUCUUGGUGAAUUGAAUUGGAUUUUCACUGCAGUAACUGAUACAAUUGCCUGGAAUGUUCUACCACGUGAUCUAUUUCAGAGAUUGUUCAGGCAAGACCUAUUAGUUGCUAGUUUGUUCAGAAAUUUUUUACUUGCUGAAAGAAUCAUGCGAUCUGCAAAUUGUUCACCAAUUUCAUACCCAAUGCUACCACCUACUCAUCAGCACUACUUGUGGGAUGCUUGGGACAUGGCAGCAGAAAUCUGCCUUUUGCAGCUUCCAACUUUGCUUGAUGAUCCGAGUGUGGAAUUUCAGCCUAGCUCAUUCUUCACUGACCAGUUGACAGCUUUUGAGCUUUGGCUUGACCAUGGAUCAGAGAAUAAAAAACCACCGGUGCAGUUGCCCAUUGUGCUGCAGGUGUUACUUAGUCAAUCCCACCGGUUUCGAGCACUGGUUCUUCUCGGAAGAUUUCUUGAUAUGGGACUUUGGGCUGUAGAUCUGGCCUUGUCUGUUGGAAUAUUUCCUUAUGUUCUAAAGCUUUUGCAAUCCACCACUCCGGAGCUUAGGCAAAUUCUUGUCUUCAUUUGGACGAAGAUCCUUGCCCUUGAUAAGUCUUGCCAGGUUGACCUUGUAAAGGAUGGUGGACAUGCAUAUUUCAUUAGAUUUCUUGACAGCAUUGAGGCUUAUCCAGAGCAAAGGGCAAUGGCUGCAUUUGUCUUGGCAGUAAUUACUGAUGGUCACAGACGGGGUCAGGAGGCGUGUAUUGAAAUGGGGCUUAUUAAUGUCUGCUUGAAGCAUCUUCAGGGAUCAUCUUAUAAUGAUAUCCAAACUGAACCACUGUUUCUUCAAUGGCUGUGCCUUUGUCUGGGAAAACUCUGGGAGGAUUUCACAGAGGCACAAGUACUAGGUAUGCAGGCAGAUGCACCAGCAAUAUUUGUGCCUCUACUUUCUCAAGCACAGCCUGAGGUACGAGCUGCAUCUAUAUUUGCACUAGGUACUUUACUUGAUGUUGGGUUUGAUACAUCCAAGGAUGAGGUUGGAGAGGAUGAAGACUACGAUGAUGAGGAAAAAGUUAGGGAAGAAGUCAUAAUGAAGAGCCUUUUAAGUGUUGCUUCUGAUGCAAGCCCUUUGGUACGAGCUGAGGUUGCUGUUGCCUUGGCACGUUUUGCCUUUGGGCAUAAGGGGCACCUGAAGUCGGUUGCAGCUGCAUAUUUGAAGAGUCAGUCUAAUUCCAUGCCCAGUUCCUUGCCUUCUUCUGCGGUCAAGAGUUCAGGUAGUGGCUAUACGACUCCAACUUGUUAUGUUCCACAUGGAAGUGUAGUUCCAUCUCCUAAUGCUCCUUUAUUGAGAGUGGGAGGUGACAGUCAGUCUAUCUCCCACGAUGGUGGAGUCUCGACUAGCAGCCCUGUUGCAACACCUGGCUUCAUGCAUGGCUCUCCUUUGUCUGAUAGUUCUUCUCAUUAUUCUGAUUCUGGAAGACUGGGUGAUGCUGUUAGCAAUGGUGUUGUUAAUCAUACAAGACCCAGGCCACUUGACAAUUCACUCUAUACUAAGUGUGUGCAGGCGAUGUGUGCCCUGGCAAAGGAUCCAUCACCUCGCAUUGCAGGUCUUGGCUGUAGAGUGCUUUCGAUUAUUGGGAUUGACCAAGUGUUUGCCAAGUCAGUCAAGUCAACUAUUGAAUCCACAGUAUCUCCUGGUCCUAGUUCUGCUGGAUUGAAUCGAUCAUCUUCUUGGUUUGACAUGAGUGGAGGUGGGCGUUUACCUGUGUCUUUUAGGACUCCUCCUGUUAGUCUCCCCCGGUCCAGUUUCCUAACGGGAAUGCGAAGAGUUUAUUCUUUAGACUUCAGGCAUCACCUAAGGAACUCUCAAGACUCAGGGUUAACUGAUCCCCUCUUGGAUUCUGGUGGAUCUUCUAGAGCUUCAGAACACAGUUUUCUUCCACAGUCAACCAUUUACAAUUGGAGUUGUGGUCACUUCUCAAAGCCACUUCUUACUGUAGCUGAUGAUAAUGAAGAGAUCAUUGCUAGGAGAGAAGAGAAGGAGAAGUUAGCUCUUGACCUCAUCACCAAAUGCCAGCACUGUUUGGUGAACAGACUGCAUAAUCAAAUUGCCAGUUGGGAUACAAAGUUUGAGAGUGGUACCAGAACUGCUUUGCUGCAGCCCUUCUCAACAGUUGUGAUUGCUUCAGAUGAGAGUGAACGGAUCAGGGUUUGGAAUUACAAGGAGGCUACCCUUCUUAACAGCUUCGACAAUCAUGGUUACCCUGAUAAAGGAAUUUCAAAGAUUUGCCUCGUGAAUGAGCUUGAUGAGAGCUUGCUCCUUGUUGCUUCAAGCGAUGGCAACAUACGGAUUUGGAAAGAAUAUACUGCAAGAGGUCAACAGAAACUAGUUUCUGCAUUCUCUUCAAUUCAAGGUCUCAGACCUGGUUCGCGCAGUGUGAAUGCUGUUGUGGAUUGGCAGCAGCAUUCUGGAUGCAUGUUUGUAUCAGGUGAGAUUUCUUUUAUCAUGGCUUGGGAUCUUGACAAAGAGCAGCUUGUAAAUACUACUCCGACAUACUCGGAUUGCAGCAUCUCAGCAUUAACUUGUCUCCACAGUUUUCCAAUUGCCACUUGGAAAGAUUACGUGGGGAGAUAUUUCUCAUCCAGACUGACGACAAACUAUAAUUGAGAAGAUGUCUACAUUACACUCUAUUGGUACUUGAGAGCUUGUUCAUCUACCUCCGAAAAUCUGGAUAAGUUUGGUGUUGGUAGUCUUUGGUAUAUACAAUAAAGGUUAGUCCUUGUAGAUAGUAUCGGGUAAAGGCACAAAAAGUUUCCAAGGGUUUUACAUAGAUUUUCAGACUCGACUAUGGUGGUUACUUUUCUUCUAUGCUAAGAUUUCUUCAGUCCAUCUCUUUUUCAUUGUGGUUGUUCGUCAUUGGAUUUACGAGUUGGAUAUUAGAGAUGUCUUUCUUUAUUGGGAUAUCCCAAAUAACGUAUAAAUGGAGCAACCAUCGGGUUUUGUUGCUUCCCCCUAGUAACAUGUGUGCAAGCUAAGACGAUCAUUUUAUGACUGAAGCAGUAUCCUCGAGCAUGGUUUGGAAAAUUCAAUGCGAUUAUUCACGAAUGUGGCAUGAUGCACAAUGAAGUUGAUCGUUUGAGUUUUAUAGUUGUUCCACUCCAAGUGUAUGCAUGUAUUUGGUGGCUUAUGUUAAUGAUAUAGUCAUCAUGGGUAAUGAUGAAGAGAGAAUUAUUAAAUUGAAGCAUCACCUUUUUAGCACUUUCGGACUAGGCAAUGAAGUUGCUUUAUUCUAAUCAGGAAUUUCCAUUUCACAGAGAGUAUAAUCUUGAUAUUCUUGAGAAGACAGAGAUGACAGACUAGCUCUAUUGAUAUACGAUGAAUCCAAAUGUUAAGCUUCUACCAGGUCAGGUGCCACUUAGUGAUACUUGAUAAUAUAGGAGAUUGUUAGGCAGGUUGAAUUGUCUCACUAUGGUUCAAUCUGACAUUGCAUUCCUGUUGGUGUUGUAAGGCAACUUUUGAAUUCUUACUGUGACAGUCAUUGGAAUGUAAUUAUUCAUAGCCUUCAAUACAUCAAAUUUGCUCUUGAGUGUUCGAUAUGCACAUGUGGAUUGUGCAAGGUCAUCCCAUGACAAACAAUCUACCUUGGGAUAUUGUGUACUAGGUGGGGGAAAUUUGGUCUUGGAAAAGUAAGAAACAAAAUUUAAUUGCAAGAUUGAGUGCAAAAAUAGAAUAUCAGGCUAUGGCAGUGAUUACGUGUGAAUUCAUGUGUCGAGCAAAUAUGGAGAAUAUUAAAAUUAGGAUCUUUUCCAACAACCUAUCUGAGAUUAGCUUUGGGAGCAAAGCACAUACAACAACAUACCCAAUAUAGUCCCAUACGUGGGGUCUACGCAGACCUUACCCUUACAUUUGUGGGGUAGAGAGAUUGUUUUCGAUAGACUCUCGGUUCAAGAAAAUUAUUUUUCAGAAUAAGCUUGAAAGAAAUGCAAGAGUCAAAAGUUAUGAUGAAUAUAUGGCAGGAGUUAUGGAAAGAAGUGAAAAGAAAUUGACAAGAUGUAAAAGCUAGUAUCUUUCUCAAUUUUUUUUAUAUAAUAGUAAAAGCCAAUAUUGUUCUCUUGAUGGAAAAGUGAUCCUGGAGAACAGUGUACUGGAUUCGAUCCCAGUUUAAAUAAUAUAUUUAUUCCCUUUACCUGGUAAAGUGGAAAAGAGACUUGAAGGAAACGGAAGGCUCUCACAUCAAACUAGAGUGAGUUGUCUUGGCAUCAAAAAUAUUAGAUUGCACAACAAAAGUUUAUUAUGGAAGUGGCUAUGAAGAUAUAGUUGCGAAAGAAAAAGCUUUGUUGAGGCAAGUGAUUAACCUUAAAUAUGGACAAGAGAAUCAGUGGUGUACCAAAAUAGUGAAAUCACCUUUUGGAGUGAAUUUUGAGAACUAUCGGGUCACAGGUCCUAACUUCUUUGACAACAUUGGUUUCAUCAUUGGCAAUGGCAGAAUAGUGUCAUUUUGGAGUGAUAUUGGACUUGGGCAUGGUCCUCUAAUAGAUCUGUUUCCUGACUUAAUAUAAUUUGGUGUCUACUCCUGAAGCUAAUACUGAACAAAAGGGGACAACAAGGAUGGAAUUUUAAUUUCUGAAGACUACUAAAUGAAUGUAAAAUAGAUAGAGUUACUGAGUUUUUUGAAGAGCUGCGACUGAUUCAAGGUACAACAUCUACAUAAGAUUCAUUAAUAUGGAAAGGAAAUAGUAGCAAGAUUUUCAUUUAUUCUUUACUCUCAGGUAAUGGGCAUCAGGGGAAUAAUGGGUCUUAAAAUCAAAUUUGGAAAGUAAGAUUCCUUUUUAAGUGACUUAUUUUGUAUGAUUGGUGGCAAGGCAGGUUUGCCCAACUCAAGAAAACUUGAAGAUAAGAGGAAUCCAGAUGAGUUCCAGAUGUUACUUAUGCUAUACAGAUUUAGAGAACGGUCACCUGUUCUUGCACUGUUACUGUUCAGCUGUGGCAACUAUUUCUUAGUAUGACUGGAUUCAGAUGGAUUAUACAUAAGUCCAUAAGUGAUCCUUUCAAGUACUGGAAUAAUGAGGGAGGCAGUGUUUGACAAGAAAUGGUGGAACAUGAUCCCAAUUUGCGUGUGGUGGAUUUCUUGGAAGGAAAGUAAUGCAAGGUGUUUUGAAGAUCUUUAUCAAAAAAGGUGUUUUGAAGAUGGAUGCAACUCAAUUCAGAGGUUAAAGGUUGAACUAAAUAUAGUUAUUUCACUUUCUGUUGUUAAGAAAUCUAUGUAAAUGGCUGAAUCAUUCUCAUAGGCUGCUUGUAAGAUGAGCAAGAGCAGUUUUUUGUCUUUUUGUAUCUGUAAAUAUAGCUACCAGUACAGCCUUCUCUGCUGCCAAUUUAUAUAAAAUUGAAGAUGUUUUGAAGACAAGUAUAGCUCAAUCUGG